Molecule: messenger RNA, 1355 nt
Organism: Galdieria sulphuraria
Lineage: Eukaryota; Rhodophyta; Bangiophyceae; Galdieriales; Galdieriaceae
Product: aspartate aminotransferase
Exons: 3
Coding region: 80-1312 (410 amino acids)
Biological process (GO): amino acid metabolic process; biosynthetic process
Molecular function (GO): L-aspartate:2-oxoglutarate transaminase activity; pyridoxal phosphate binding
Source: RefSeq, a predicted model, not a curated record
UUUUAGAGUUUUGUUUAUGAAUUAUAAUUAUCCAACUUGCUGUUUAUUCUAAUAGCAGAAAUUCCUUGUUUGAAGGGCGAUGGCUACGAGUCACUGGUCUCAUGUUCCUGCAGCUCCACCAGACUCUAUAUUAGGAAUAGCAAGUCUCUAUAGAAACGAUCCUGAGAAAAAGAAAUUAAACUUGAGUGUGGGUGCAUAUAGGGAUGAUAACGGAAAUCCUGCCGUUCUAAGAGUAGUUCGUAAAGUAGAACAGGAACCAGCACCUGAUCACGAAUAUAUUCCCAUGGCUGGAAUACCAUCCUUUUGUCAAGCAGCAGUUCAACUUAUUUUGGGUGAAAAAGCCCAAUCCAUUAAAGAGAAGCGUGUUGUAACUGUUCAAUCUCUUUCAGGAACGGGAGCUUUAAGAGUGGGUGCAGAAUUCCUUUGCCAAUUUUAUCGUCCAGCAGCAACUACUGAAAAACCUUGCGUGUAUAUACCUCGUCCUUCCUGGGGAAACCAUCGUAAGGUCUUCCAGUCUGCCGGUCUCAAAGUUUCCGAAUAUAAAUAUUUUGACCCCGUUUCCUGUGAUGUAGACGCGAAAGGUCUCCUCGAUGACUUGACAAACAUACCUUCCCAAUCUAUCAUAGUAUUACAUGCUUGUGCUCAUAAUCCAACAGGAGCAGAUCCCUCAAAGCAACUAUGGAAACAAAUAUUGCAAGUCGUCAUACAGAAGCAGCAUUUGGUGUUCUUUGACUCGGCCUAUCAGGGCUUCGCUUCUGGGGACUUGGAAAAGGAUGCUUUUGCUGUGCGUAUGUUUGAACAAAGUGGAAUAGAAAUGUUGAUUGCCCAAAGCUUUGCGAAGAAUAUGGGUUUGUAUGGAGAGAGAGUUGGUGCAUUGUCUUUUGUUUGCAAGGAUUCUUCCGUAGUUGCUUCCGUUCAGAGUCAACUGGAAACCAUAAUUCGUUCCAUGUAUUCAAGUCCUCCUGCAAAUGGUGCUAGAAUAGCUUCCAGAAUUCUGAACAAUCCUGUUCUUUUUGAAGAAUGGAAACAAGAACUAUUAGAAAUGUCAGGCCGUAUCCAAGAAAUGAGAAAGUUGUUAUUUGAAGCAUUGGUUUCUCGAAAGACUCCGGGUGAUUGGUCACAUAUCACAAAACAAAUAGGAAUGUUUUCAUUUACGGGACUAAAUGUAGAACAGGUUCGAUAUUUGAGAGAAAAAUAUCAUAUCUAUAUGACCGAAGAUGGAAGAGCUAGUAUGGCUGGUUUAAGUAGAGAGACUGUUCCUUUAUUUGCAGAUGGCAUACAUGAUGCAGUGCUUCAAUUCUCAUUACGGUAAAUAAAGUUGCAUUGUUUCAAUAGCCUUUCUUACAAUAUUUUCU